AUCAUUUGAAAGCGUAGAAAAAUAAGACUUUGUGACUCACCAGUUGUCAUGCUCUCUCAUUAUCAUUGCUCCAUUUCCUGGAUAAAAAAAAAAUUACAUUUAGAAGAUGAGUUUUUCUAUCAAUAAAGUAAAGCCACACAAAAAAGACUCAAAAGUACCUUCGGCAGCUUAAAAAUGAAGCUCGUGACCCGCCAGGUUGUUUCAUAUUGCACUGGCGUCCUCAUGGCAACAACAACACUGACGGCGGUGGGAACCUGGUGCAGGGAGCAGGGCGCAUGCUGGGGGAUUAUAUGUGCUGCCUGGUGGCCUCGGUCCAAGGCUGGACGCAAGGAGGCAGGCGCAGAAGAAGACACACGGCGCUGAGUCAGGAACUCAGCCAUCUGCUACCUCCGGGGGACCCGAUCUCACCAGCCGCUAUCAGUCCAAGCCCGGAUUCGUAGAGAGGUGGGGGUGGAUGCACAUUCUUUGCACCGUGCUGUUUUCUGGCUUACUGGUCCUGAGCUGCUCUUCUUCAUCUUUGGACCACAUGUGGCUAACAUGGACCUCCAGCAUGACCAGGUUUAUCAGAACCAGGAGAGCCGUAUUGGAGAAGAACGUGGAAGCUUAGACACAACUGGGAGGUUUUGGCAGGGAAACAGAGCUUCAGGCUGGGACUGAACCACCGGGCAGACAUGACAGUAGAGGAGGUCAACAGUUGAAACACCUGAUGUUGCCUCACAGUGUGGACGGGAGGACCAAGGGCUUGGUCAGUCCUGUGCAGAACCAAAUAGGCCAUUUUUGUUUAACUGGAGAACGUUCCUCCAAUGAAUGACACCAUCUUCUUUCAAGUUCUUUCAUGAGGCUCAUGCUGGGCCCUCAGCGCUUUGGGGGCCCUGGAGGGCCACAUGAAGAAGAAGACCAGGGCCCUGGUGCUGCUCAGCCCACAGAACUUGGUGGACUGCAGCAGCCAAGACGGCAACCGUGGCUGCAGAGGAGGUUACAUCACCCAGGCUUACCAAUAUGUCGCACACAACCAAGGCGUCGACUUGGAACGCUCCUACACCAUACGAGCACCAGGAUGGGCGGUAUCGCCAUGGUGGGGGGAAAGGCUGGCCACUGCUCCAGCUUCUGCGUGCUUCCGCGGAGGGACGAGGCAGAGCCGCAGGCCGCCGUGAGACGCGUGGCUGUGGCCGUGAAUGUUGUGCUGCCGUCCUUCCAAAUCUACAAGGGAGAUCUAGAAAUGUUUCGGAGCCUGCUGUUCGCCAUCUUGUGGGGAUUAGCAGAGGCCGACAUCAGUCCGGCUCUGGAUGAUCACUGGGAGCUCUGGAAGAAGAUGCAUAACAAGGUUUACUCUCAUCAGGUGGAGGAGUCUGGUCGCAGGCAGAUCUGGGAAGAGAACCUACAGAUGAUAAACGUCCACAACCUGGAAACCUCCCUGGGCUUGCACACCUUUGAGUUGGCCAUGAACCACCUGGGAGACCUGACCAGAGAGGAGAUCAGCGGCACCCUCACUGGCACCAUCAUUCCCUCAGACCUGGAAAGGUAUCAUUUUAACUUCAACUGGGACAAAAGCAGUCGGCUGCCGCACUCGCUGGACUGGAGGGAAAGAGGCCUGGUGACUGAGGUCAAGAUGCAGGGUCCUUGUGGGUCCUGCUGGGCCUUCAGUGCCGUGGGAGCUCUGGAAGGUCAACUGAAGAAGACAACGGGGGUCCUGACGUCCUUGAGUCCACAGAACCUGGUGGAUUGUUCCCUCGAGUACGGCAACCAUGGUUGCCAUGGCGGCUUCAUGGCAAACGCUUUUAAAUAUGUCAACCAGAACAAGGGCAUCGACUCGGACAAUACCUAUCCCUACAUGGGAAAGCGUGGCGAGUGCAAGUACAACGUGCAGGAUCGUGCUGCCAACUGUUCAGGUUACGUGUACAUCCCAAAGGGGAAUGAAAAGGCACUAAAGAUGGCGCUGGCAAUGGUUGGGCCAAUUUCCAUCGCCGUGGACGCUUCACGACCCAAAUUCCAUUUUUACCGUCACGGUGUGUACCAGGACAACACGUGCACGCACAAAGUCAACCAUGGCGUGCUAGCUGUGGGCUACGGCACAGAAAAAGGAAGUGACUACUGGCUGGUCAAGAACAGCUGGGGCGUCCGUUAUGGCGACGAGGGCUACAUCAAGAUGGCUCGGAACCGACGCAACCAGUGUGGCAUUGCGCUCUAUGCUUGUUUUCCUGUCAUGUGACAACAUGAAGGCACGUGUACACAGCCACGAUGGCUACUAAUGGCAGUUAUUUUUUUUUUUAAAAGAAUAAAGUAUUUGUAUUAAAGGUGUUGUCUGCCUUGGUUGGGUACUCCAUGGGGGAUGCAACUUGAAUUUGCUGUAGGCAUUAAAACAUCCUUCCUGCCUUGACAUUACAAGCCAUGCCCCAUGUAACACAUGCAUGCACAAUACUUAUAUUUGGCAAAGUUUAGCUGUUAUCACUGAAUGUACAGCCAAUAACUGGUUGCUUCUGAGGCUGCCUGUGUAUGUGAACGCCACUAGUAAGAUGCUAGAUGGUUGGGUUUGUGUUUUUAAGUUUAGUUUUUCUGGAUGUCCAGUCCACCCCAUAGUCCCAACAUUCAGUCAAUGAACCUACAUUUUAUACACAAAGACAACACACCAAAGAGGUUUUGUACAUAUUUUUUUUCUCAUCUGCCAAAUAGUUUUCCUGAAUUUUCCACAAAUUCCAUACUUGCACAUACAAACAUCAAUUUUUUUUUAUUUUUUUUUUUUUUACAUACAGUAGUUUAUGUUGAUUCUUUUUUUUUCAAUUGCACUCACAUUUAAAGUAGUUUUUGUUCAAAUAAAGAUUGGGGAAAACAAAAAUAGUCCAACUAUGAUGGAUUCUCGCAGUUCUUUGUCCAGAUUUGGGAUUUUCUGGCAUGGAUUUGU
This is a messenger RNA of Dunckerocampus dactyliophorus (ringed pipefish), 2899 nucleotides long. RefSeq names its product cathepsin K-like. The transcript is spliced from 13 exons. Gene Ontology annotation, molecular function: cysteine-type endopeptidase activity. NCBI's taxonomy places the organism in Eukaryota, Metazoa, Chordata, Actinopteri, Syngnathiformes, Syngnathidae. Bases 836 to 2209 code for a protein of 457 amino acids. The record is from RefSeq and is a predicted model, not a curated record. Gene Ontology annotation, biological process: immune response. Gene Ontology annotation, cellular component: lysosome.